This is a messenger RNA of Phaedon cochleariae (mustard beetle), 3096 nucleotides long. The record is from the annotation of a GenBank genome assembly. NCBI's taxonomy places the organism in Eukaryota, Metazoa, Arthropoda, Insecta, Coleoptera, Chrysomelidae.
AUGAAUCUACCUGGAAAUUUCCAAACAUUCUCUCAAGUAAAAGGUCUGUGCAUGAGCCUGAUCCAGAAUCCAAAAGACAUAAUAAGCAUCAGAAAACUGAAUGGAAUAUUAGUUGAGUCAGAAAAUUCCUUUGUGAAAGUCAUUCAACCUAUUGUACUUUCAACAUUUUAUCCCAUCAUCAAAAAGAUAUCUGAAGAUAAAUCAAGUUUCAGUGAUGAUGAAAAACAAUGUAUUACAGAUACAUUAGGAAACUUGUUAGACAAAUCCAUCAUUGACAAGCUGGGACUAUUUUUCAAUAUCUAUGCAUUUUUGCUAUUUGAAAUAUAUGAUCAUAUGCAGCACAAAGUAUUGCCUAUACAUGAAGAAUACAAGCUGAGUAUAAUGCAGUGUACCAAAUCUCUUGCAAAAAGUGUGUCAUCAGAUCUUCUAUUUGAUCUUUAUACCAAAGGGAAUGCCCCAAAAUUGUGUCAGAUGCUCUAUGUUUCAAUUGAGAUUGCAAAAAAUGAACAACUAAGAAGUUUGAGAAUUGCUGCCAUUGAAUGCAUAAUGUCUCUUGCUAGAGUACUUUCUGAUGAUGAUUAUCAAGACUUGAUAUUGAGAAAGCAAGUUUCAGAAGUGUUCUUAUUUUUUUUACCAGGAGUAGCUAGUGGUUUGAAGCAAAUAGCAUUAGAAGACGAGAAAGUUGGACACAAAAUACCUGUGAUAGCUCUAAGGGCUUGGGGCAGAAUUGUAACACUGCUGAUGCAAGAUUAUAAUGUCUCAGACCAAAGCUUGAACACAGAAUUUGAAUCAUUCAAAUUUAUAGAAAUGACUAUCUCAAAUUCCCAGAAAAUGAAAUGGAAGGACAACAAAGAGAUCACAGAACACUUGAAUUCUACGAAAAUAUCACCUCAAUGGUACAAGGAUACAGAUAAAAAACUAGAAGGACUUGUCCAGGAAUUUGGAAAAGUAUUACACCAUUCUCACCCCAAAGUUAGAAAAGAACUAUCCCAUAUGUGUGAAAAUAUUCUUUAUCAUUGUUUGAGAACCAUGCCAUUAUCUUCAAGACACUUGAUUGAGAUUAUAAUAACCCUGUCUGAAGAUGAAGAAAUAGAGAUAGCAAAUAAAAGCAAAAUCAUAUUGAUGAAUCUGUCCCAAAAGCUUUCCUCUAAUAACAUGAAAACCUUGUUAGAAAGUCUAGAAGAAGGAUUUUUGAAAGGAAUCAAUAGUUUGCCAAGGAAAUUUAAUGGAAUAGAUGAAAGAGAACAAUUAGCUUCCCUGAAUCUCAUCAUAGGUUAUCUGAAUAUAUUUGGUGAACACAAUUUGACACAGGUUUUGUUGUCUGGGAAUCAUCUGAAUAAACUGAUGCAGACAUUGCUUCACAUAUCUGAAUUGAAAAAAAGUUCUGUUGGUUUAUUAGAAGAAUAUUCCAUAAAAGAUUUGCAUCCAGACUUAGAUUUGGGUGCCCCCUGGAAGAAAUUUGUAUAUUUCAAGGAAGACUCUGUUCAACUUAAAUUAGAAAAACUCUGCUCACUACUGGCUAAAUAUAAUUCAUUCCAGAUGGUCAGUGAUUUUUUGCUUGACACUAUCAUGUACAAUCAGGAGCAUAGAAAAGAGGCAAUUUUCAUACUAAAUGGAGCCAUAUUAGGUAUCCAAUUCAAUGAAGUCAAUGAACAAAUAAUAAAAAGCAUUGUCAACACUUAUAUUGACAAUAAGUAUUGGCAAAUACCUUUGAAAGUAGGUUUAGACGAAUUUGGGAGAGAAAUAACUCUUGCAGAGGUCCAACAAAAUGUAAUUCAAAUGUGUUUGUUGGUUGAAGGACUGGGUAAAAUAGCCCUCAUCUUCAAAGAACAUUUUCAGCAAUUCAUUUUCAAAGUUUUAUACUCGAUUUUGGAAAGAGCAGGUAGUAGUCAUUCUCUUAUAAGGGCUGCAGGACUUGCAGCAUUGGGAAAUAUAACUUUAUCAUGUGGAUAUUCAAGUAUAACCACUUUGAUUAAUGAAAAUAUAGACUAUUUUACGUACAGUGUUGAAAGAAGACUGAACAGGUCUGAUGAUAAAGAAAAAGUUUUGAGUGUUUUAUCAGUAGUCUUGAUGUACAGCACAAUGGAUGUCUUGCAAUAUCUAGCAUAUAUCAUAGAAGAUGUUUUGGUACAAUCUUGUGAUAAAUUCAAAGAAAAAAAUUCCACCGCUUUUCUCCGAGUAUUCAAAAUUUUCAUAAAAUGUCUGAGAAAAUGGCUCGAAAUUGAAAUCGAAGAGAAACCCAUCAUACCAAAAGCCCAAAAAGACAGAGAAAUCGAGGAUUUCAAAGUAACAGGUUCCAAAGAAAGUUGUGACGACUUUUCUGACGAAAUUAUGGGCCAAACAGCUGAAGAAAUGUUCCAAGAAGACAUGAUAAAGAAACAAGAAGAAUUGGAUAACCAAAUCGAAGAAUCUGAAGGCGAAGAAUACAAAAAACCUGAUCCGCCAUUACACGUCAAACUAACCGUCGCCAUUUUGACGAGAAGCCUACACUUUUUGCCGUCCAAAGACAAACUAAAAAAACUACUCGUCUUGGAAAUCUUGACGAACGGUUUAGAAGUGAUUAGAGAUUAUGAGGAUGAAUUGUUGCCGAUCGUACAUCAAGUUUGGUCGCCAUUGGUGCAAAGAUUCAAAGAAUUUGAUGAACCGUUAGUGAUUAACUUUAGCUUCCAAUUGCUGAUGACUCUAGCCAGACUUUCCAAGGAAUUCAUAUUGAUGAGAACUACCAAAGAAGUGUUACCGAACAUUUUGAUAGUACUGAAUAGACUUUCCAAAGAAAGCUACCUCAAAGAUAAAGGAUCAGCGUACAGAUACUCCCAAAAUUACAAGUUGCAGCUGCAGCUGCUCGAAAAUUUGGCGCAAAUACUGAUUCACUUGGACGUAAAUGAACCGAAUUUGAACAAAGUGAUGGAAAGCAUUCACGCAUAUUUGAGUGACAAACAGCCUUUGCCUCUACAGAUGGCCGCUAAAGAAUUUUUCAAACGUUUCGCUUCAUACGAUCCGAUUCCUGUUUUGAAGAAACUCGAAUUUUGGGAAAGCAACAAUAGAAACAAUGAAUUUGAGAAUAAUCUGAACCAAUUAUUGUUAUUUAUCAAAUAA